This is a messenger RNA of Mitosporidium daphniae, 2034 nucleotides long. RefSeq lists its product as uncharacterized. The coding region runs from base 1 to 2034 and encodes 677 amino acids. The transcript has a single exon. Gene Ontology annotation, cellular component: box C/D methylation guide snoRNP complex; small-subunit processome. The record is from RefSeq and is a predicted model, not a curated record. Gene Ontology annotation, molecular function: snoRNA binding. Lineage: Eukaryota; Fungi; Microsporidia.
AUGCACGUCUUAUUUGAAACCUCAUCAGGAUAUUCCCUCUUUGAAACACAUAAUGUCGAGGAUAUCGGGAAAAAUCUUCCAGAAAUCCAAAAGGAGGUUUUGGAUAUCAGCAAAUUCGGUAAGCGAAUCACAUUGACAUCGUUUUUGCCCUUCAAAAGUGCCGCUCAUGCUCUGGAGAAUAUUAACAGCUUGGCGGAAGGCGAGGUUCCAGAGACUCUGGAAUCUUUCCUUGAGCUGGCUCUUCCCAAGGCGUCAAAAAAAUCCGCAUCUUCAAAAUCGGGAAUUCUUCUCGGCGUAUCGGAUAAGGCUCUUGCUGGCAGCAUUAAGCAGACUCUAGGGAUUAAUUGUGUUUCUGACGAUCUUGUCCAUGAGCUUGUCCGUGGCAUCAGGUGCCAUUUGGACAAAUUGCUGUCGCAGUAUAUUGUUUCAGAAGAUUUGAAGCGUUCCCAACUCGGUCUUGGACAUGCAUUUUCUGGCGGAAAAGUCGCCUUUAACGUGAACAGGUCGGACAACAUGAUAAUCCAAGCAAUUGCGCUGUGCGAUCAACUGGACAAAGAUAUCAACUUGUUUUCCAUGCGCAUCAAGGAGUGGUAUUCUUGGCAUUUUCCGGAGCUUUCCAAAAUCGCCCAGGACAACUUGCAGUAUGCAAAGCUUGCCCUCCUCAUUCGCCAGCGCUCGAACAUCCAAAGCGACCCUUCGAUGUUUGAAAAGCUGCUCUCCAUUGUCAAUGAUACCAAUUUAGCGAACAUGAUUGUCGAUGCCUCUAAAAUAUCCAUGGGAAUGGAGAUUGCCGAGGCCGACAUGGUCAACAUCAACCACUUUGCUAACAAGCUUGUUGAUCUUGCAGAAUAUCGGGCCUCUUUGGGAAACUAUCUUCACAACAAAAUGAACGUGGUUGCGCCCAAUCUUGCUGCGUUGAUAGGAGAUUCUGUCGGCGCCAGGCUGAUUUCGCAUGCCGGAAGCCUGACAAAUUUGGCAAAGUUUCCGGCAUCUACGGUUCAGAUCCUUGGUGCUGAAAAGGCUCUUUUUAGGGCGCUAAAGACGCGCGGAAAGACACCAAAGUAUGGGCUGAUAUUCCAUUCAACGUUUAUUGGAAGAGCCGCUUCCAAAAAUAAGGGCCGGAUUUCUCGGUUUCUGGCAAACAAAUGCAGCAUUGCAUCUCGUUUGGACUCUUUUUCAGAUACUCCUGACGCUGCCUUUGGAGAUGCUCUGCGCCAACAGGUUGAGCAAAGGUUGGAGUUUUUUGAUGGUGGACCAACUCCCCUCUCAAACCAAGAGGUCAUGCACAAGGUUAUGGAAAAGUUGAACCCCAUUAUUGCAACAACAAUGGACAUGGACAUCGAAACAGAGCCUUCCUCAAAGAAGCGAAAACAAGGCUCCACUGAUAAGUCCAAGAAGGAUUCCACCAAGACCAAGAAGGAACCCAAGGCCGAGCCCAUAAAGGAACCCAAGGCCGAGCCCAUAAAGGAACCCAAGGCCGAGCCCAAGAAGGAACCCAAAGUCGACGCCAAAUCAUCGGCCAAGGAAAAGAAAGCUUUAAAAGUAGCCGAAAAGCCUUCUGUGCAAAAUAAGGAGCCUGCAUCUAAAAAGCGAGAUGCUAAAGACAAAAAAGAGGUUGUAAAGGAGGAAAAAAAGCCUGAAUUAAAAGAAGAUUCCUCCGAAAAGACAAAGAAAGUUGAGGCCAAGCUAGAAUCUAAGAAAAAAGGGCGAGCCGAUGAGGUGAAUCCAGCUUCCAAAAGCGAAAAAAAAGAUUCCCAAAGUUCCAAAAAGAAGAAUAUGGAAUUAGAACCAGUUAGUGCACCCAAAUCAAAAAAAGAGCAAAAGGAUGAUGGACCCCCGGCGCCAAAGAAAGGCAAAAUCGAGGACUCCAAGCCCAAAAAAAGCAAGACUGACGAGGAUUCCAAGCCCAAAAAAAGCAAAACUGACGAGGACUCCAAGCCCAAAAAAAGCAAAACUGACGAGGACUCCAAGUCUAAAAAGGACACGGUUGAAGACUCCAAAUCCAGGACAAGAAGAGGGAAAAAGGCCCAAUAA